AUGUCGCGCACGCAGUCUCCCGCGGACGAGCGCACCCCUCUCUUGACGCAAAGGAGGGACGAGGAUGCGCUUCCUGCCCCCGACGGCCCCGUCGAUGAGGCCACCGGGUUCGAUAAGCCGACCGUAUCUAUCGCUGCUGUGAUGACGCCCCUUAUUUUGGGUAUCUUCCUCGUCGCGAUGGAUGUGACAAUCGUCACUUCCACAUAUGCGUCCAUUGGCAGCCAGUUCAACCAGCUUCAAAACACGAGUUGGAUUGCCACCGCCUACAUGCUCUCUAUGACCACUUUCCAGCCACUGUACGGCAAGCUCAGCGACAUUUUUGGGCGCAAAGCUUGCCUUCUCGUGGCGUACACCAUAUUCGCUACCGGAUGUCUCUUCUGUGGCCUCGCGCGCAAUAUGACCGAGCUCGUCGUCGCACGCGCUCUGGCAGGGGUUGGCGGUGGGGGCAUGUCCACUGUCGGGUCCAUCAUCAUGUCUGACGUCGCCACUUUACGGCAACGCGGAACAUUACAAGGAUUUGCAAACAUCGCGUUUGCGUCCGGUCAGGCUGUCGGAGCACCACUGGGCGGACUCUUGGUCGACCGUUUCUCCUGGCGCUGGGCCUUCCUCCUCCAAGUCCCGCUCAUGCUCCUCGCGAUCCUCAUCGUCUCCAUCUUCUUGCGCCUUCCAAGCCCGCCCUCAAGCGAUCUCGACUUCCGCGCGAAGCUCGCGCGCAUCGACUUCGCCGGCUCGGGCGCGCUCAUCGUCUCCAUCUUCACCCUCCUCGUCGGCCUCGACCGCGGCGGGAACGUCGCGUGGUCCGACCGCCUGACGAUCGGGGCGCUCGCGUGCGCCGGCGUGUUCUUCGCGCUCUUCGCGCUCGUCGAGCUGCGCUGGGCGCGCGAGCCGUUCGCGCCGAAGCGGAUCGUCGCGAACCAGACGCUGCUCGCGAGCUACCUCUGCAACAUGUUCGGGAGCGCGGCGGCCGUGUCCACCUUCUUCCUCGCCUCGCUCUACCUCCAGGCGGUGCAGCACGCGAGCGCGAGCACGGUCGGGCUGAUGCUCAUCCCCGCGAUCUUUGGCGGGGUCGCGGGCAGCCUCGGCGCGGGGCUCGUCAUGCAGGCGACGGGGAAGUACUACGUGCUCACGAUCGUGAUGUUCGCCGUCAUGCUCUCGGGGAGCUUGGCGGUCGCGCUCGUGACCGGCGUCGUGCCGUACUCUGUCACGGGCCUCAUCUACGGCACCACUGCGACCCAACUUGGCUACGGAUCCGGCUUGACGAGUACUCUCAUCGCGCUCGUCGCUAACGCCGGCCCGGAGGACCAAGCUAUCGCCACCGCGAGCUCAUACCUCUUCCGUUCGCUCGGGACCGUCGUGGGUGUCUCCGUCGGGACGACCCUUACCCAAGACGUCCUCCGCUCGAGCCUGCGCAAGCGCCUGACGGGCGAAGACGUCGACGAGAUCGUGCGGCGCGUGCGGGAGUCUCUCGCGUACAUCGACGAGCUGGAGCCCAGGAUGCGCCAGCAGGUCGUCAGUGCCUAUCAGGACGGGCUCCAGGCUGCGUUCUGGCUCAUCGCCGCGCUGUCAACUGUGACGGUGGUGUGCGCCGUCUUUAUUAGGGAGAAGCCGCUGACCCGUUGA
This is a messenger RNA of Epithele typhae, 1620 nucleotides long. Its product is annotated as MFS general substrate transporter. The transcript has 9 exons. Gene Ontology annotation, molecular function: basic amino acid transmembrane transporter activity. Lineage: Eukaryota; Fungi; Basidiomycota; Agaricomycetes; Polyporales; Epitheliaceae. The coding region runs from base 1 to 1620 and encodes 539 amino acids. Gene Ontology annotation, cellular component: fungal-type vacuole membrane. Gene Ontology annotation, biological process: basic amino acid transport; transmembrane transport. The record is from RefSeq and is a predicted model, not a curated record.